AUGCCCCGUUCUUCUCGUACAGGUGUAUUAGUUUUUGAUCCAGAAAUCGAGAAGACCGCACGAAAGUUGAAGAAGCAAGCUAAGGAGUGGAAAAAGAGAUCCAAUUCUGCUCCAUCGAGUCUUGAGGAUCAAGAAGAAAUUGAAGAUCCAAUGGGUGACCGUAAUAAUAGGGAUGAGGAGAACGAUAGAGAGAUCGUUGAUCCUCGACAGGAACCACCUCAACUGAUCAGAGAGUUAGGCCGUCAUAGAAGCAAUCGCCCUUUGUGCAUUGUCCUUCCUGCCAUUAAUGGCAACGCUGAAAUACGGCCUGGUUUCAUUCAAGUGCUACCCAAAUUCGGUGAUUUACCUGGAGAGAGUGUACACAAGCAUCUGGCUGAAUUUGAUCUAGUUUGCUCAACUCUACGCCCUCAUGGUUUUACUGAAAAUAAUUUGAGGCUAUUGACUUUUUCUCAUACUUUGCAGGGUAGAGCGAGAGAUUGGCUUUUUGAUCUUCCUCCUGGUUCGAUUAGAACUUGGGGAGAUUUAGAAGAACAAUUCUUGCGAAAAUUCUUUCCUGAGUCCAGAGCUGCAAAUUUGAGAAUGGCCAUUAGCAGCAUUAAACAGAAGAAGGCGGAGAGUUUAGCCGAUUAUUGGGAGAGAUUCCAACAGCUGUGUCGCAAGUGUCCUGAUCAUGGAUUUUCUGACUACCAAUUGCUUACUAACUAUUUUUAUCGUGGUAUGUCUUCUUUUGAUAGGAAAAUUGUUGACGCUGCUUGUGGUGGAAGCUUGACCAAUAAAACUUUGGACGAAGCAAAGCAACUCAUCGUUGACAUGGUUUCAAAUGGCCAACAAUAUGAGGAUGAGGAUGAUGAUCGUUAUAGGCCAGUGCAGAAAGUAGAAGAUUCCAACAUGAACGAGAGAAUUGAUGCUCUCACCUCUUUAGAUAAUAAUACUGAGCAAGCAUGCAUGGGAUCCGCUGAUGAGCAAGAGAUGAACGCACAAAGGCAAAGGCGAAACGACCCUUUUUCCAACACCUACAAUCCAGGGUGGAGAAAUCACCCAAAUUUUAGGUGGAGACAGCAGGAACCAGGGAUGUACGCGCCGAAUCCGCCGCAGGCUAGACAGUAUGCCCAUACCGCACAUCCUGCACCGAGUUCUGCACCCAAUAUGAACGAUAUCAUGAAGAGCCUCGCCCAGAGCAGUGAAAUUGUGAAGAAUUUGGUGCAAAGUCAGCAGGCAUUCCAGCAUGAAACUCAGGCAGCGUUGAGUAAUAUGGGCACACAAAUCACGCAGUUAGCCACUCAGGUGAACAAGCUGCAGGCGAAUCAAGGCCGACUUCCUUCUGUCACGGAGAUGAAUCCCAAGGAAAAUGCAAGUGCUGUAACUACAAGAAGUGGGAGAAUUCUAGCUGAGCCACAGCCUAAGCAGCAGGACAAAGAAAAGCCCGAUGAAGCCAAGGACGAUGCAAUUAGUGAGAAGUCACCAGAAUCCACCGAGCCUAUCUCUUCUAAGGUAAGUGGAAAACCUAAGGUUUCAAUUCCUCAAUCACUGAUUGCACCACCUUUUCCUUCUAGGUUGGCUCAGAACAAGAGAAUUGAAGAAGAGAAGGAUAUUCUGGAAAUCUUCAAGAAGGUAGAAAUAAACUUGCCCUUGCUUGAUGCAAUUAAGCAAGUUCCCAGGUACGCAAAGUUUUUAAAAGAGUUAUGCUCUAAGAAAAUGAAGUUUGGGAAUGAUGCGAGAAUUCGAGUGAGUGAGAAUGUUUCUGCUGUUCUUCAAAGAAAAUUACCCCAAAAGUGUCGAGAUCCUGGUAUGUUCACCAUUCCAUGCAUUAUAGGUAAUAAGACUGUUGAGAGAGCCAUGCUAGAUUUAGGAGCAUCCAUAAAUGUCAUGCCUUAUUCUGUGUAUAAGGAUUUGCAAUUAGGACCUUUGAAAGACACUCGUGUUAUCAUUCAGUUAGCUGAUAGGUCUACUGCAUAUCCCGAAGGUGUUGUUGAGGAUGUCCUUGUCAAGGUCAAUGAUUUGAUUUUUCCUGUGGAUUUUUAUAUUGUUGAUAUAGAUGAUUCUGCCUCUGCCAAGCAAUCCUUGAUUCUUUUAGGGAGACCAUUCAUGAAAACUGCUAAGGCAAAAAUUGAUGUGGAUAGUGGAAUGCUUAGCCUUGAAUUUGAUGGAGAUAUUGUCACAUUUAAUAUUUUUGAGGCUAUGAAGCAUGUUGAGGAUCCUGAAUCUGUGUUCAUGAUUGAUGUUAUUGAUCAUUUGGUUGAGGAAUUUGUUGAGAAUUUCAGGGAGGAUGAGCUUGAGCGGGUUAUUUUCAGUUCCCUAACUGAAGAGAACACCAAAACUGAGGAGAAUGAAGACAUUAGAGAGAUUAUCAUGCAGCUGUACUCAACGGAGGAAAUUCCAGUUCGCCACUUGUCGAGCAGGAUGCCCAUACCGACCAGCACAUAA
Molecule: messenger RNA, 2424 nt
Organism: Salvia miltiorrhiza (redroot sage)
Lineage: Eukaryota; Viridiplantae; Streptophyta; Magnoliopsida; Lamiales; Lamiaceae
Exons: 2
Coding region: 1-2424 (807 amino acids)
Source: RefSeq, a predicted model, not a curated record